Arabidopsis arenosa is the source of this 413-nucleotide messenger RNA. NCBI's taxonomy places the organism in Eukaryota, Viridiplantae, Streptophyta, Magnoliopsida, Brassicales, Brassicaceae. The record is from the annotation of a GenBank genome assembly.
GUUCUUAAGCAAAAGCAGAGUAAUAAACCCAAAGACAAUAAUAAAUAAUGGAAGCUAGAGUAAUUUCUUGCACUACUUUUGGGGACGACAAGGUCGUGAAGAUUGCUGUUCCAAAUCAUCAAGCAAUUAACAAAUACAAAGCCGGAGAAAACGAGACUACCGUUGUUGUUUCUGAAGAUACAUGUUCGGAGAAAGAUGUCAAAGAGAUUAAGAAGUGUUGUGAGAAGCUCGGUUACGUUUACGAAGGAAGAGUUAACGAAGAGUACACUCAAACCAACACUGGACCCGGUUUGGUCUGAAAAUUUCAUAAUUUCAAUUAACUUUCUAUGUAAUACUGGUUUCUGCAUUUCCUUUAUAAGCUCUUAGUUAUCUCUUAAUGAUUUUGCUACUAUGAAUGAAUUUAUGAGUUAUUA